CUUGCUGCCGACAACCAUCUAAUUUGUCGCCAUGGCCAAAUCCAAAGACAAACACUCUGCGAAACCAGAGACGCAGCAGAAGAACGAUAAGUCAUUCAUCAAAGUUGACAAGAAGGCGUUUGACCCUACGCUAUCAUCGCUGUUUGCGAGCAGUGCAGGUCCAGUGCAGGCGCCUCCAAAGUCACGAUAUCAAGAUCGUAUACAAAAGCAUUCGGCCGAAGACGCGAGCGAGGCAGAUGAUGAAGUACUCUCAGAAUUGGAAAGUGAGGCUUCAGAUACCGAAGCAGACGGCGAGGAUGAUCAUGACAGGGAAGACUCCUCCGUAGCCAGCGAUGCUUCGUCCGAGGACGAAUCAGAAGCACACCAGUCUGAGAAUGAGGUAGUGCUCGCCAGGUUGAGAGAGUCGGCUUUGAGUGGGGCGCAAGAAAAGCCAAACAAGAAGCGCAAGCGGGGCGACAAAGAGGAGAUCGAGGACACCUACAUGCGCAAGCUUGCCCUCGAGGAAGAGAAGGAGGAGGAGCAGCGACAAAAGAAGCGCAAGUCUGCAAAGGCUGCCGAGGAGGACGAGGCUUCAGACAAGGCAGCGCAUGAAGAGGUAGACUUUGCGCCCCCCACGCACGAGUCGCUCGCGGAGACGACGGACAAAGAUGCAUCAGAGCUGGAGAAGGCUGCCCGCACCGUCUUCCUUGGCAACGUGUCCACUGAAUGCAUAAGCUCCAAAUCCGCCGAGAAAGCUCUCAAAAAGCACCUUGAGUCCUUCAUCUCUGAUUUGGCAGACAACAAGCCCCCUCACAAAAUUGAGUCGAUACGCUUUCGCUCCACAGCGUUUGCCAGCGCUUUGCCAAAGCGCGCUGCUUUCGCAAAGAAGGAGAUUAUGGACUCGACGACGAAGAGCACACACGCCUAUGCCGUAUACACGACCAAGGUUGCUGCACGAGAGGCAGUGAAGCGACUGAAUGGAAGCCUUCUUCUCAAACGUCACCUGCACGUCGACUCCGUUGCCCACCCAAUGAAAGUCGACCACCGCCGUUGCGUCUUUGUAGGCAAUCUACCCUUUGUAGAUGACGAGAGUCAGACUCCCAACGAAGACGGGUCAGAGAGGAAGAAGAAAGCUGCGUCUGACGUCGAAGAAGGUCUUUGGGUGCACUUCGCCAAAGCAGGCAAGAUAGAGAGCGUCCGCGUAGUUCGCGAUGCUAAGACGAGGGUUGGGAAAGGAUUUGCUUAUGUUCAGUUUGUGGAUGAGAACGGCGUCGAAGGAGCUCUUCAACUCAACGAGAAGAAAUAUCCGCCUAUGCUCCCGCGUAUACUUCGUGUAACACGGUGUAAAGCAGAGAAGAAGAACAAGGACAAACCGCGCGGUCCGCCACCGUCCAAGUCACCCAAAACCAACGGCAAGGCAGGAUAUGCGCCGAAGAUGACCGAGGAGCAGAAGUCGAUGCAAGGCCGUGCACGGUCGAUGUUGGGUAAAGUGGCCAAGGCGCAGACGAAAGAGGCAUUUGUAUUCGAGGGCCACAGGGCCAGUGAGAAGCAGGGGAAGAGUGGCUUGAAAUUCAAGGGGAGUGGAGGAAAGCAAAAGGGUCCAAAUGGACGGAAGAGUAGGAGUUCUGCGUGGAAGAAGACGGGUGCGAAGAAGUAGGAGUAGUAGUCGCAUUAUGUAGUCACGCACGCCGAAUUACUGUCAGUACAAGUCCCCAAAGAAACAUACUAUGGACUUUGCUAUGGCCCCUCGCCCAUGGACAAUGUCGUAACAUGUACAUGCGCGUGCACAUGACACUUGAUUACAGCCUCCCGAUAAGUUUCACUAUCCAAGGGAUCUGUAAUAGUGAUGGCGGACAGAUUCAAUUGUACCUUGGGUAUAGGAAGAGAGCAGAAUACCGGAUAGUAGGUUUCGUGGUGUUUUGCUCCAUGGCUAUGCUGCGUGUCGUCAGGUGAAAGUAUGGUAUGGCUAUCAUGGGUAAUCUGAAGAACGAUGUUGAUGUUACUUCCGUGUUUGACCUAAAGAGGAAGGCGGAACGGAGUCGCGACCAUGUACCGGAGGACGUGAGGGGAUCUGCAAGACGGAAGAUGUAACCUAAUUUGAUUAAUGCGAUGAGCAAUCGACGCUGAUACGCCAGGUGCG
This is a messenger RNA of Cucurbitaria berberidis CBS 394.84, 2119 nucleotides long. RefSeq lists its product as uncharacterized. Lineage: Eukaryota; Fungi; Ascomycota; Dothideomycetes; Pleosporales; Cucurbitariaceae. Gene Ontology annotation, molecular function: RNA binding. The transcript has 2 exons. The coding region runs from base 32 to 1636 and encodes 534 amino acids. The record is from RefSeq and is a predicted model, not a curated record.